This is a messenger RNA of Dinoponera quadriceps, 1621 nucleotides long. RefSeq names its product probable RNA polymerase II nuclear localization protein SLC7A6OS (gene fs(2)ltoPP43). Lineage: Eukaryota; Metazoa; Arthropoda; Insecta; Hymenoptera; Formicidae. Gene Ontology annotation, biological process: developmental process. The record is from RefSeq and is a predicted model, not a curated record. The transcript has 3 exons. Bases 104 to 1018 code for a protein of 304 amino acids.
GUUAGAUAGCCGGAAGUUCUUGAACGAGUCUCGACGUGUUAAUUUGUGCGGUUCCUAAAGGACGAAGUAACGAUACUUUUUGUACGUGUAUAUUACGUCGAAAAUGGCUACAAUUUUGCGCGUGAAGAGAAGAGACAGCGUUCUGCCGGAAGAUGCACUCAUCCUUUGUAAACGGCAGAAAUUAUCCAACGACGAUGACGACGACGAAGCCGCUUACUCGGAUGUUGUUCCCGCAAUCGCCAAAUUCGCUGGCACACUCAAAAAUCCAGAGGAAAGUAUUUUGAAACAUUUGGUUAAAACUUUGAACAAAGAAGAGUUAAAAGCUACUUUCAAACAGCAUCCUAGUAUGAAUGUUUUGGUACAGAUGCGAGAACAGGCAAAAGAGAACUCGGCCAAAAAUAGGUACAAGGUUGUCAAUCGUCAUCGCUCGCUGAAUACAUCUGAUAUAGAAGAGUUUGAAGAUAAAGUCAUGAGGUUUAUAGAUGUAGAAGAUUCAGCUUCCCUGAUAGCAAACCAAAAUACAGCAGCUGCAGUAAUAGAAGAAGAUGAAGAUAAGCAUAGCAACUAUGUAUACGAUGUGUAUUAUGCGGACAACUGUGAUUCUUCCAAUGAUUAUGUAUCGAUACACCCGCUUAACUCGCAAGAGCUAGUGUAUGAAACACCCGCAGAAGAGGGUUAUGCGAGCGACCAUGAUUCCAACGAUUCGAAUGCGGAGUCGUAUUAUCAGAACAGUUACCCCAAUACUGAGGCGUCAGAUGAAGAUUCGGUCGAUGAAGACGACAUGAGAGCUGCCAUCGAUGGCCUCAGGGUUUACGACUUUUCCAGCGACGAGGAUUACCUGGACAAUACCGAGGACUACGGUGAUGAGGGCGAGGUGCACGGGUGCGCGUACACUAGGUACAAGCAGAGGAUGAAACCAUUGUUUGACGAAAGCGAGGACACCGAAACCAGCAGUGAAAACAAUUCUGACAACGACGAUGAGGCAUUCCUCGAUCAAGGGACGGACGUCUCGUGUUGAACCAGGGAAACGCAUAAAAGUCCGAUUUUAUUGCUAUCGCGAAGUUGAUUAGCACAAAAAAUGUGUGAUCGAGAUUUACCUCUUUAGAAUGGAACAUGCUAUUUAUGCAAUAAUUAAGAGUUUUACAAACAGUUACGUAUUAAUGUAAAUAUUCCCAAAGUCACGCAUGGUGCGUUCAAGAGUGAGGAUCAUUUGGAUAGUUGAAAGAAUUCAUAUUUCGAGGAUCCUCGUGUGACUGCCUAUUUUUAGACGACUUUGUUGAACUUUGUUAAAAUAGUAUGCAAUAGUAUUUAAUUCUAAAACCAAUAUAAGUAAGGUCGGUUCGUGUAAUAGUUGCAUCGAGAAGGUUGAUUUGAAAACGUCAACAGUGAAGUAUUCCAAUUCUAUUAAUGUAUGUAUGAAUUUGUUUCUUGUUGAUGCAUAAAUGUAUAUGCAUCGACCUCAGUGUAUCGAUUUUUCUGCGUGUCGCAAAUAGAUUUUAGCAAUACCGGUGUCGUUGUAAGGAUUUUACGCGAAUCACAAUUUUGUCCAUCGGUUUCGGAAUUCGUCAUCCCGCAAAAGUUUCAUUGAAUAUUGGUAUCGAAUAAAUUUCCAUUUAGUAUA